This is a messenger RNA of Ricinus communis (castor bean), 1333 nucleotides long. RefSeq names its product calcineurin B-like protein 3. Gene Ontology annotation, biological process: calcium-mediated signaling. Gene Ontology annotation, molecular function: kinase binding; calcium ion binding. The transcript is spliced from 9 exons. The coding region runs from base 344 to 1018 and encodes 224 amino acids. The record is from RefSeq and is a predicted model, not a curated record. Lineage: Eukaryota; Viridiplantae; Streptophyta; Magnoliopsida; Malpighiales; Euphorbiaceae.
UGUGCAAAUGAAAACGACAAAGUUCACAGCAGCAAUCGCAAAACACACGACAACACCUUUCAAUUUCAAUUGAACGUACACCCAUUUUGUCUUUUCAUUUAAAUCAAUCACAAUCAUUCCCUUGCUUAACCACAUAAAGCUCUUGCCUCUCUCUCCCUCCCUCCUCCGUAACAAUGCAAUUCCAAAGUUAACAAAAAAAAUAAAAAAUUAAAGUUUUAUACAUAAAAAAGGAAAAGACAUGCCUAAGAAUCUUCAGUCCUCUUCUUCACCUUCCUUUCAAAUCAUCUUUUCCUUUCGCAAGGAUUUUUAAAGGUAUGGAGUGUUUUGACAUCUGGAAAAGAUCAUGGUGCAGUGCCUAGACGGAUUAAAGCAUUUGUGUGCUGCUGUGGCGAACUGUUGUGAUGCUGACAAGCAACCCAGGGACCUGGAAGAUCCAGAAGCUCUUGCAAGGGAAACAGUGUUCAGUGUGAGUGAAAUAGAAGCCCUGUAUGAGCUGUUUAAGAAGAUCAGCAGUGCGGUGAUUGAUGAUGGACUGAUCAACAAGGAAGAAUUUCAGCUGGCAUUAUUCAAGACCAAUAAAAAGGAGAGUUUAUUUGCAGAUCGGGUAUUUGACUUGUUUGACACCAAACACAAUGGGAUACUAGAUUUUGAAGAGUUUGCACGUGCUCUCUCCGUGUUUCACCCCAAUGCACCUAUUGAUGAUAAGAUUGAAUUUUCAUUCCAACUGUAUGAUCUCAAGCAGCAGGGUUUCAUUGAGAGACAGGAGGUGAAGCAAAUGGUGGUGGUUACACUUGCUGAAUCUGGUAUGAAUCUUUCAGAUGAUAUAAUAGAGAGCAUCAUUGAUAAGACCUUUGAAGAAGCUGAUACUAAGCACGAUGGAAAAAUUGACAAGGAAGAAUGGCGAAACCUUGUUCUACGACAUCCUUCUCUUUUGAAGAAUAUGACUCUGCAAUAUCUUAGAGACAUCACCACCACUUUCCCAAGUUUUGUCUUUCACUCACAAGUGGAUGACACCUGAGUAUUAUUGGAUGGAUGAAUAUCAAGUUGAAGAUUCUUUAUCAGAAGUGGAGCUCUUCCUUUCUUUUUUCCUUUUAUAAUAGAAAAGAUGAAUAUGGGCUUUUUGUGCAGAAGUGCACAAUUAGGGAGGAUGUUGCCUUCUGUUUGGAUUUCCAGUAACUUGAACGUUCUCUCUCUCUUUUGCAUAGAUGAGGCUACUUGAUUUGGAUGACUUUGUUGCAGCAGUCAAGUUCAAUUUUUUAUUUAAAAAAAAUGUUGCCGCAGUCUGCUCCUUUUUCUUUCAAUACUUUCUGAGAAAGAGAAUUUUUCAUUGGCA